Messenger RNA from Durusdinium trenchii, 1398 nucleotides. NCBI's taxonomy places the organism in Eukaryota, Dinophyceae, Suessiales, Symbiodiniaceae. The record is from the annotation of a GenBank genome assembly.
AUGUUGGGCAAGAUGUCGAAAAUAACGGAUUUGAUGGCUCGAUUGGAUGCCUUCAACAGCGGGGAAGAUGCAGCCAGGGUGAAAAAGUCCAACACUCAUUUGUCCUUGGCGGCCUUGGAGACAAAGAUUCAGGUUAUGAACCUGAGCUCGAUGGACUUGCUCGAAUGGAAGGUAUUGGUAGCCGAGAGCAUCAACAGCGAAGGUUCACGUUGUUCCGUGACAGAGGGUGGAAAGGAGAAGGACCAGCGAACUGUGUCCAGGCCACAUGAUGAUGAUGACAACUUGGAAGAUAAGGCGCUACAGCUGAAUAUGCUCGGCUCGACAAUCAAGUCUCAUUUUCCAAGCUUCAUCAUGCCAGUGAGUCUUUACAAGGACAACGAUGGCGCAUUCUACCACAUGCUUGAAUUGGUGGCUGGGGAGCUGAAAGAUCUGUUUGAAGACGGGUUGCAGCUCGGAGGCCGCAAGUUCUUCAUGUGCUGCUUGGGUGUCAAGGGGGAUGCUCCGUUCUUGGCAAAGGCAGGCCGCUUCAACCGCUCGUUCACUCGGAGACCCACAAGGCCUAGCUCCAAGAAACCUGCAACAGGUCUUUGCCACCAGUGCAUGGCUGGCAAUGAGGAGUUGGGGAUUCCGUUCGAGGAUUUUGGGAGAGAGAGGCCGCAGUGGCUCUCGACGGUGGGAUCCGUUCCUGCAUAUUCGAGAGCUGCUCCUUCCCCUCUCUUGAAGAUUCCAUUCGACGGUACUGACAUGUCGGUCUUCUUUCGAUGGGAUGUGUUCCACAACUGGCACUUAGGGCUUGGAAAGACCUUCAUCACGUCGGCUGUAUGUUGUGUCUUGGAACUCCUCAACCCGUUGAGUCUUGAUGCUGCAUUCAAAGUGCUGACAGAAGAUUUUGGGUCCUAUUGCCAAAUGAACAAGCAAUCACCGUAUCACAAGAAGCUUACAUCGCAGUUCUUUGGGGUUGAAGCUUCUUUCCAAGAUUGGCCGGAUGCUGGAUGGAGUAAGGGCGACUUCACUCGGCUCAUCUGCCAGUGGUUUGAAGACUACUGCUCCAGGAAAGUUGCUGAAGCGACAAGCGAUGCGAACUCUUGGCUCACUGCCUUGUACCAUGAAGGCUUGUUUAUUCGGGCUCCAGUGGCUCGUGGCAUUGCCCUUCGAGGCCUGAAGUUCCUGCAUGGAUACGCCAAGCUUGCAAAGAUGGCCUUUGAUCGUGGUCAAAAACGCUUCGCUUUGAUUCCUAAAGGACAUUACCUCCACCAUCAGGUCUUGGACCUGUUGCAUCAAAGCGAGAGAUCUCGAUGGUGCCCAAAUUUAUUGAUGUACGGUUGCCAGCUGCAAGAGGACUAUGUGGGGCGGCCCUCCCGGAUUAGCCGGAGGGUCAGCCCCAAGACAGUCAAUUAA